AAUCAAUAUCAAUUAAACAAUAAAAAAAUUUCAGAAGAUUUUAGCUAUAAGACAUUGAUAUAUCCGUGCAUUGGCACAAUUGAAAACUAAUGGGAUACGUAUUUUAAAAUAGAGGGAGUAAUAACAAUAAUAAUAUCAACUCAUCUAUAUAAACCCAGUAAAACCCAUCUUCUUUCAUCCUCUCAAACUUCCAACCCAGAAAAAAAAACCCCGGUUCAAAAAACCCUCCAAAAAUGUCAGCCCAGUUCAUCGAAAAAUACCGUGAAAACGCCGAAAUAUACACCGGUUCAGACAUCUGCAAGCAAAAAUCAAAAGAACUAUUACUCGAAAUCAACAUGCCUAAUGGUCUACUACCAAUGGAUGAUAUUGAAGAAGUUGGCUAUAAUCGAUCAACCGGGUUCGUAUGGUUGACCCAGAAAAAACCGAUUCAACACCGGUUCACAAAGAUUGGUAAGCAAGUAUCCUAUGAUACUCAUGUCACUGCUUUUGUUGAGAAUCGUAAGAUGAAGAAACUUCAUGGAGUUAAAGCUAAGGAGAUUUUGAUUUGGAUUACUCUUAAUGAGAUUUGUAUUGAUGAUCCUAGUUCUGGUAAAAUUACCUUUGGUACUCCUACCGGUAUUUCUCGUAUUUACCCGAUUUCGGCUUUCGAGGUUGAAGAGGAUGAGAAGAAAUGAGGUGUAUCGUGUAGCUCAUCUAGUGGCGAGAUGGGAUAUGAAUAUAUGAUACUAGUGGUAAAUCUAGUAAUUGUUUUUACUUUGGCGGAACUCGAUUUAUGUCAAUGUAUUAUUUUCGGCUUGUUUAACAUAUGAAAAUUCGGGGCAUUGCUUUCUAAUCAAUCAUUAGAUGAUUAGUAGAUGUGUUUGUCUACUAUUCCACGGAAAUAUAGGUGUAAGCUAUAUAAUGUAUGCAACUAUGUCUAUGAAAUGAUUGAAAUCUAUCUAUGAUUGAAUAAAUUGAAUUAUGUAACAUUAUUAUUAAAUA
Messenger RNA from Chenopodium quinoa (quinoa), 981 nucleotides. RefSeq lists its product as uncharacterized. NCBI's taxonomy places the organism in Eukaryota, Viridiplantae, Streptophyta, Magnoliopsida, Caryophyllales, Amaranthaceae. The record is from RefSeq and is a predicted model, not a curated record. Bases 234 to 674 code for a protein of 146 amino acids. The transcript has a single exon.